GUAAACAAAAUAUUUGAUUCAAAUUACUAACCUAAAAAUGAACACAAACGGAAUGAACGUAAAAUUGAUAAUCAGCUGCAACAGAGUUUAAUAUUAAGUUACGAUGGAUAGAAAACGUUUAUUGGCUACAAUCGAUGAAUAUGCUGAAACCAAAAAAUAUCGCGAGUUUGGGGAAUAUUUGUGUAAUAAUUUUACAGACAAACAGAUCAUCACCUUUAUCCAAGAUGAAAUAUUAACUGUGGAUUUCAUAAAAAUAUGGAAGCACUUUCUUCUAGGCUUAUCCUAUUUCCAAGAAAAGGGUUUGAAAAUAAUAAUAGCAACUUUGCAAUAUGUGGAUGAAAAUGAGACGCCCACUACUCGAGUUAAUGAUUUGUUGAAUUAUAUUGUGAAUGUUUUGCCUAAAUAUGAAACUAAAUAUUUGGUGGAUCUCCUCAAAUUUUGUUUAAAAGGUUUUCAGAAUAUGAAUACUAAUAGACUGAGUUGGAAGGAUAUUUUUCCUGAAAUUGUGAGCAAGUUGUCUGAAAAGGAAUCCAUUGAAUUUGAAGGCAACUGUUUGAGCGGAAAAGACAUUGAGAAGGAAAUUAUAGAUAUUUUAUGUUCGCUGCAAUGGGAGCCUUCUAAAGUAGUGAUCAUCACCUCAAUAUUUUGUGAUAUGUCUUUAAACAAAGAGGAUCAUACAAAGGUUCUCACAAAAUUAGGAUCUUACAUGGAAUCUCUUAUACCUCAAGAAGUUCCUGGUUUUGUUUAUCAACUAUUGAAGUUAUGCAAAAACCAAAGUUUUUUAUCUAUAGUUAUUAUGUUGCAACAAUACUUUGGUUUAAGACUAUAUAAAGAAAAUUUUGAUCAUGUUGAUUCAUCUAUUGAUGAGGAUUCGACAAUGGAUGACCUGGAACAAUUAAAAGAAGCAGAACUUUCAGUAUUUUAUAUGAUAAGAAAAUUGGCAUCUUUUAAUUCAUAUGCAAUUAAAGAUUACUUAACAUUUUUGAAAACUCUGAAUAAAGCUCCUGAAUUUAUUCUUCAUCCAUUUCAUAUCAAAGUAUUGCUUGUUAUUUCUGAGGUGGAAGAUUAUAAGGAUAAAGUGUGUGAUAUUCUCAAAUCUUUGAUAUUACGAUUCUACAGUGAAAAAACUAAAAGGAAUUCUUCUGUCUGGUUUAGACGUAUGACUACUCGACUCAUAGAUAUAGAAAGUAUAAUAAGUACUUUAAUAAAUAGUAGCACAUCAUUCGACAUCACUGAAAGUUUACUUGACUUUGCUCUUACAUUAUUGAACAUUAAAAGUGCACUUCCACAUAUAGUGGAUUCAAAUGUGCUGAAAUUGUGGGAUUUAGGAAAGAAGAUCAUUCAAAACAUACUUCAGAAGUUCUCUAACCACAGUACAGCUAUUUUGGAUCGUAUAUUGAAAAAUAUGCGUACCCAUCAAAAUAUAAACUCACAUUUAGAGUGUUUAUCUGCAUGCAAAAAAGUUGUACUUAUGGCCAUGGUAACGAAGCAAAAAUUAAUUUACGAUAUAAUGGAGGAUCUACAACAAAUACCUGGAAGUUCAGCUAUUCUCCUCUUAGAUAUAGUGUUACCUUUAACUAAAUUGAAUAGUAACGUCAGAGAUCAAACCAUUUUACUUUUUAGAAAGUCUCUCUACUCCAGUAAAACUGAAACAAGGCAGAUGGCAGUCAUAGGCUUUUCAAAACUAUUGAUGAAGAUUCCUAUAAAGAAUGUAGAGAGUUUAAGUCAGAUGAGUAACUCAAUGAGUAGUUCUUCAUCUUCAGGUCCUUCACUGUUCACUCAGUUAUCUCUUAACCGAAGUCAAUCCCAAGGUCAUUUCAGUAAUGAAGCCCUUAGUUGGGAGAUUUUAAGUAUUUUGAAAAGGUGCUUUAUGCAAAAACUCGAAGUAAGAAGCCAGCUGUAUGAAGGUGUAUUUCAGGCAGCUUACGAAAAUAAAGACUUGAGUGUUCCAAUUUUAGAAAUUUUAUGGACCCAGAUUUCCAAAUAUUACAUUAUAGAAGAAGAAACUCUACCUCCACUUGAUUUUUCCAAACUUUCAAUUACUAAAUAUACUGAUGUUAUUCAACAGGAAAGCUUCGGAAAACUUCUUUAUGUUAUUGGUUUGAUCCUUGUACAAAUUCAGAGUGAGGAUUUCCCAUUCACCGCUGAAAAAUUUCAAAAACUAAUGGAUUCUAUAUGUGAUAGAAUGAUAUCUUGUGAACUCAUUCAUUUUGAACUUGAUGAUGGAACUGAUCUUUCUGAUAUCUUACCUGAAUGUAAAGAAAAAGUUAUAAUUCUUCAGGAAGCCAUGAAAGUUUAUGAGGCAUUGAUAGGUUAUAAAAUUAUUUCCUGGAAUAACUAUUCAGAAGAAAAUGGCCCUAAAAUUGUUUCCCUUUUUAAAUCUUAUGGUAGAUUACUUCAUUUUGCCAAGAAUAUUGGAAAAUCCAAGAAGGGUAAAAAGGGGAAAGAUCAAUCAUCCCAAAAAACCUCCUCCGCUUUUAAAGUCCCAGAAACUAUUUUGAACAUAACCAUUUUACAUAAAGCAUUACAACUUUUACAUGAGCCUAUUGUUGAAUGGACAACUAUAGUGGAAGCAAAUGUUGUCAGAUCAAACAAAGAAUUACAUAGGCAUUUUUUUCAAUCAUCUCAUCAAAUAUUUUCCAGAGCCAAAAACAUAAAAACCAAAAAUGAUUUUGUUAAUCAAAAGAUAAAGCCAGAGGAUGCAUUUGAAAUUGCUUGCAUUAUAUACAAUAGAUGUAUAAAGAACUUCGACAACUACAAAGACUUCGACUGUAUCAGUGCUAUUGAAGCUGCAGAAUGUUUUCAGAUUAUACUUGGUUUCAUUUCUCCAUAUGAGGUGAAUAAAGAGAUUUUUGAUCCCAUAAAAGAUGAGGAAAGCCCUCUUUACUUGUGGAAUAUCAUCAAAACUUACCAGAAAUUGUUUGAAGAAUUCGAGGAAUCAGAAUGUGAUGAUUAUGAAAUGAAGAAAUUACCACUGGUACUUCUCAACACCCUUUCAUUUCUAUUGAACCUUAUGCCUUCAGAAACUAGUAGCUCUUCAAGAGAGUUUUAUAAUUGGAUGGUACAAUACGCCAAGGAUCAAACAUUGUGUAACAAAUCAAGUGCCACACUUUUCUUCACUCUUCUUUUCAACAUGCACCUCAAACACGAACUCGAUUCUAAGCUAUUCAAAUGUGUCAUUUCAGGCAUUGGAAGUGUAUUAGGGAUGACAAGAGAGCAAGAAGAAGAAGAAGAAAGUUUGAAGAUUGUGAAUGAACUUUCGGUAAAUAGUGCAUUCACUACUAUAACUAAUGCAAUGAAAUUAUUACUGGACGAUGUAGAACUUAUUUUGACUAAACUCAAAUGUGAACAUAGUUUAAAAUCUCAUGUACCAGUAUAUGAUGAUGCCAAAUCAAAAAAAUUAACAGCUACAGCUAUGUUAUGUAGAAGGAAUGCUGUUGCAGAGAAAGAAGCAAGUGUGUCAGAGCUGCUUUAUGUUGUAGCGAAGCUCCUUGAUGAAAUGACUGCCAUUAUAAUGCAACCAGGAGUGUUAUCCGAACUUGUCCUCCGGACUGCUAUUCAAAUUUAUUCUAUAUUAGUAAACGUUACGAAAUAUUUUAACAGUUUAUCAUCUGCCGCGUCUGCAGCAAUGAGGGGAGCUAGGUUUGAAGAAUUGGUGAAAUUUAUUGGGAAACAUUUAUCUUCUGAUAUUAAUCUCUUCAUAUUGCAUUUAGAAGAAGAAGAUAAAAAAAGUCAAGCAGCUCAGAGCAGAAAAAAAGAUAGUGGUAGUUCUCGAAAAAAUGAAAUAUUGAAAAACACCCGUUCAAUACCGAAGUUGGUUUAUGCAAUGGAACAAUUCAGCAAAUGCAUCAUGCAACUUUCCAAUAAAACUAAAAUUGAUUUGCACAGAUAUAUUGGAGCAGGAACCACAAGAGAUUUCCGAAUAUUGGUCAACGAACUUGACAUUUCGGAAAAAGAUGGUACCGACUCACAAGAAAAUAAUGAAGAUGAAGAUUCAAAAAGUAAUGAAGUAACUAAUGAAGACGAUGAUAAUCCAACAGAAAAUGAUGAAGAUGGGACAAAUGAUGAUAUUGAAGAAGAGGAAGAUGGUAAUAAUAGUGAUGAGGAUUCAGAUGAUAGUGAAGAUAGAUCAACUAUGCCACCGUCAAAAAAAAAGAAACAUUGAAAUUUAAGUUUUGAGUAUUGUAUUUUUUCAAUAAAUAUAUUUUGAUU
Molecule: messenger RNA, 4212 nt
Organism: Harmonia axyridis
Lineage: Eukaryota; Metazoa; Arthropoda; Insecta; Coleoptera; Coccinellidae
Gene: FANCI
Product: Fanconi anemia group I protein homolog
Exons: 17
Coding region: 104-4165 (1353 amino acids)
Biological process (GO): DNA repair
Molecular function (GO): DNA polymerase binding
Source: RefSeq, a predicted model, not a curated record